UGAGGGGUGCCAGGAGGAACUUGGGCCACCACAGCCUCAGGUUGAGGGGCACAGGGAGGAAUGCGGCCAGCACAGCCUUAGGUUGAGGGGUGCAGGGCAGGUCAUGUCCCCUGAGGAUCAAACUUGUGUAACAUGAUGAGAUCACUUUGAUAAUUAAAUUUCUAAAAUGAACAAACAGGGCACACCCACAUCCCAGGCAAUGGGCCUGCCGAUCCCUCCCCCCAGAACAUAAAUAGUCCCUCCCUGAGCUGGGCCUGCAGCAGCAGCCACACUGAGGCAGGAGGUGCAGGCAACCCAGUGCAGACGGAAGAAGGGAGACCCCAGCAAGAUGGCUCCAGAUAAAAUGUUGGCCGUGCAUUUUAACAAGCCAGGAGGACCGGAAAACCUCUACGUGAAGGAGGUAGCCAAGCCAAGCCCAGGGGAAGGUGAAGUCCUCCUAAAGGUGGCAGCCAGUGCCCUGAACCGGGCAGACUUACUGCAGAGACAAGGCCAGUAUUCCCCGCCCCCAGGAGCCAGCAACAUUUUGGGACUCGAGGCAUCUGGACAUGUGGCAGAGCUGGGGCCUGGCUGCCAGGGACACUGGAAAAUCGGGGAUGCAGCCAUGGCUCUGCUGCCUGGUGGGGGCCAGGCUCAGUAUGUCACUGUCCCUGAGGGGCUCCUCAUGCCUAUCCCAGAGGGACUGACCCUGCCCCAGGCUGCAGCCAUCCCAGAGGCCUGGCUCACCGCCUUCCAGCUGCUGCACUGUGUGGGAGGAGUGCGAGAGGGGGAGACCGUGCUCAUUCAUGCCGGCACGGGAGGUGUGGGUACCGCUGCCAUCCAGCUGACCAGGCUGUUCAACGCCAUCCCCCUGGUGACCACAAGCUCCAAGGAGAACAUCCAACUGGCAGAGAGGCUGGGUGCUGCAGCUGGGUUCGAUUAUAAGAAGGAGGACUUCUCUGAGGGGGCUCUGAAGGCCACACAGGGUGUGGGUGUCAAUGUGAUCCUCGACUGCAUUGGUGGCUCCUACUGGGAGAAGAACCUCCACUGUUUGGCUGCAGAUGGCCGAUGGGUUCUGUAUGGUCUCAUGGGGGGAGCAGAAGUCAGUGGACCCCUGCUUUCCAAGCUGUUGUGGAAGCGCGGAAGUCUGCGGGCCAGUCUGCUGAGGUCCAGGGAUCGGAAGUACAAGGAAACAUUGGUGAAGACCUUCACAGAGCAAGUCCUGGCCCACUUCUCCCCUGGGAGUGCUGUGCAGCUGCAGCCUGUUGUGGAUAAAAUCUUCACCAUGGCUGAGAUUCAGAAGGCCCAUGCUCGCAUGGAGGCCAACCAGAACGUGGGGAAAAUUAUCCUGGAGAUGCCCUAAUUUGAACACGGUGUGGCUGAUGAGAGACACCGGGCCAAGGAGAACUGUCAGGGACGGGACCAGGGGUGUGGGAG
Molecule: messenger RNA, 1413 nt
Organism: Cebus imitator (Panamanian white-faced capuchin)
Lineage: Eukaryota; Metazoa; Chordata; Mammalia; Primates; Cebidae
Product: quinone oxidoreductase PIG3-like
Exons: 6
Coding region: 329-1339 (336 amino acids)
Molecular function (GO): NADPH binding; quinone reductase (NADPH) activity; quinone binding
Source: RefSeq, a predicted model, not a curated record